Messenger RNA from Epinephelus moara (kelp grouper), 8371 nucleotides. RefSeq names its product mitofusin 2 (gene mfn2). Gene Ontology annotation, molecular function: GTP binding; GTPase activity. The transcript has 19 exons. The record is from RefSeq and is a predicted model, not a curated record. Bases 430 to 2706 code for a protein of 758 amino acids. Lineage: Eukaryota; Metazoa; Chordata; Actinopteri; Perciformes; Serranidae. Gene Ontology annotation, cellular component: mitochondrial outer membrane. Gene Ontology annotation, biological process: mitochondrion localization; mitochondrial fusion.
AAAACUCAAAAAAGAAAGAAAAAGAAAGCGCAACAUCUCAAGGAAAUACCAAAGUGGCUGCUAAUCCGUUGAUACGACGUGCUGCAAAAACAGUUGGUUAUCAAGCCUCAUAAGCCUUCCCUCGCGUGAACACACGGCGACGCCCCCUUCACUUAGCAUAGAUAGCUAACGCUUAUUACCAGAUAUCAGUCGCGUAGUAACGUUACUAGCUAGUUAGCUUGUGGAGAUUUCAAAAGCCGAGGGGGCAGGAUGCAAGAGGAUUAUUUGUGAGAAACGACCCCUAUCCACGUGAUUCUGCCAGCCCCGCCCAUGCCAGGAGUCGGGACAUCAUCUGCAUGAAAACAAGCGCUCCCAACAACGCAGCGUUAUACCACAUGAUGCAGAGCGACAGCCAGUCGGCAGUUUGGAAAGCAGCGAGACAGGGGUGCCAUGUCUUUGGUUUUUCCACGACCCAACACCAACACAGUCCACGGCAAGAAGGAUAAGAGACUGAUGGCGGAAGUGAAUGCAUCGCCGCUCAAGCAUUUUGUCACAGCAAAGAAGAAGAUCAACGGGAUCUUUGAACAGUUGGGGGCCUACAUUAAGGAGAGCACUUCAUUUCUGGAUGAUACUUACAAAAAUGAAGAGCUGGACCCAGUCACCACAGAGGAACAGGUUCAGGAGGUCCGGGGUUGCCUCGCCAAGGUGGCAGGGAUUGGAGAAGUGCUCGCCCGCAGGCAUAUGAAGGUGGUCUUCUUCGGGAGGACUAGUAAUGGGAAGAGCUCAGUGAUCAACGCCAUGCUGUGUGACAAGGUGCUGCCUUCUGGAAUAGGACACACCACCAACUGCUUCCUGAGAGUGGAGGGCACAGAUGGCAAUGAGGCCUUCCUCCUCACUGAAGGCUCUGAGGAGAGGAAGAACAUAAAGACAGUGAACCAGCUGGCCCAUGCUCUCCACCAGGACGAGGACUUGGAUGCUGGCAGCUUGGUCUGUGUCAUGUGGCCUAAAGCCAAGUGUGCUCUGCUCAGGGACGACCUGGUGUUGGUGGACAGCCCAGGUAUUGAUGUUACCACAGAACUGGACAGCUGGAUCGACAAGUUCUGCCUGGAUGCUGAUGUAUUUGUUUUGGUGGCAAACUCUGAGUCUACACUGAUGCAGACGGAGAAGUCCUUCUUUCACAAAGUCAAUGAGCGGCUCUCCAGUCCCAAUAUUUUCAUCCUCAACAACCGCUGGGACGCAUCAGCCUCAGAACCUGAAUACAUGGAAGAGGUCCGCAUGCAGCAUAUGGACCGCUGCACCAACUUCCUGGUGGAUGAGCUAGGUGUGGUGGACCGAGCCCAGGCCAGUGACCGCAUCUUCUUCGUCUCUGCCAAGGAAGUACUUCAAGCUCGUGUACAGAAGGCCCAAGGAAUGCCUGAAGCAGGUGGAGCUCUUGCAGAGGGAUUUCAAGCCAGAAUGUUUGAGUUCCAGAACUUUGAGAGGCGAUUUGAGGAGUGUAUCUCACAGUCAGCAGUGAAGACCAAGUUUGAGCAGCACACUGUGAGAGCCAAACAGAUCUCUGAAGCCCUGCGCUGCAUUAUGGAUUCUGUACACAUUGCUGCACAAGACCAGAGGAUCUACUGCCUUGAGACCAAAGAGGACCGUCAGGACCGAUUGGAGUUUAUAGACAAGCAGUUGGACUUGUUGACUAUGGACUGUAAGGCUAAGAUCAAGAAGAUUACUGAGGAGGUGGAGAGACAGGUGUCUAAUGCCAUGUCAGAAGAGAUCAGGAAGCUCCACGUGCUGGUGGAUGACUUCCACAUGGACUUCCACCCAUCACCAGUGGUGCUCAAGGUCUACAAGAAUGAGCUCCACCGGCACAUAGAGGAGGGUCUGGGCAAGAACAUGUCAGAGAGGUGCUCCACCUCCAUCACCAGUGCCCUUCAGGCCACACAGAGCGACAUGAUCGAGGGCCUGAAGCCUCUGCUGCCCAACCUGGUCAGAGAGCAAGUAGACAAGCUGGUUCCUCGUCAGUGUUUCAGUCUCAGUUAUGACCUCGCCUGUGACAAGCUUUGCAGUGACUUUCAGGAGGACAUCAGCUUCCACUUCUCUCUGGGCUGGACCAUGCUGGUCAACCGCUUCCUGGGGCCCAAGAACACCCGGCGGGCCCUCAUGGGCUACAACGACCAGGUCCCCAGGCCUAUGGCCCUGACUCCAGUCAGCACCAGCAUGCCUCCAUUUCCACAAAGCUCCAUGACCCAGGAGGAGCUGAUGGUCUCCAUGGUGACUGGUCUUGCCUCCCUUACCUCCCGUACUUCCAUGGGUGUCCUUGUGGUUGGCGGCGUGAUCUGGAAGGCAGUGGGUUGGCGUCUGAUCGCCCUGUCAGUGGGUCUGUACGGACUCCUCUAUAUCUAUGAGCGGCUCACAUGGACCACCAAGGCCAAGGAGAGAGCCUUUAAGAGACAGUUUGUGGACUACGCCAGCGAGAAGCUGCAGCUUAUCGUCAGCUACACCGGAUCCAACUGCAGCCACCAAGUCCAGCAGGAGUUGGCAGGUGUGUUUUCUCAGCUUUGCCAGCAGGUAGACGUCACCCGUCAGAACCUUGAGGAUGAGAUCACUGACAUGAACGUCAAGAUUGAGCUGCUGGACAGCUUGCAGAGCAAGGCUAAGCUGCUUCGGAACAAGGCAGGCUGGCUGGACAGUGAACUUAACAUGUUCACCCAGCAGUACCUCCAGCACAGCAAGUAAGUGACACAGAGCAUCCACCUGAGAGGCCAAGCAACACCACAGGAAGAUUUGGUACACCUGCUGAAGUUCCCCCUCCUGUUGACACACUUCUGUAUUUCUAAGCUAAUCAGAGGAAAUACUUUACAAUGUUCUGAACUGAUGAGGAAAAAUAGAAUGGUAUCUGACAUUAGUGAACAGAGUUACCAGGUAGUUGUGAUGUGGAUGCGUUGACUUUAGCUCAGGAUUGGAGUCCUGUGGUCAGCUGGUGACUUGUCACACAAAAAGGAAAAGUUAAAACAGUGAAUCAGCUAUUAAAUAUCGGCCACUACAUGAAUUAUAAGGUUUAACCACAGACUUAAAAACACAACAUCCCCCUCAGUGUAUGUCCUAAUGCUCAUUCUUAUCUUUUGAGCACUCUCGUGUUAAGUUGUGGUGAUACGCCAAUGACCAUGAACCUGAGGUCUCCAGAUGGCUGAUUAAUCUGACUCUAGAGCAGAAGUACAGUCUGAGCUCUCCUAGCAUCCUUAGUAGCACUGUUGAGUGACUUAUAUCAGCCUCUGUCAAAAACUCCACACUGUCUUUUAAACCUGAUUCCAGUUAACUCUGCCACAUUGAACUUGUCUAGAUUUGACUCUUCAUAUACAUUUUGAACAAUAGAAAAGUGCCAUGCUGAAGUGAACGGCAGUCCACAUAAGGGAAUGGAGGAAAGUGUCUUAUGUGAAUAGGAUAAUGCAAAAUAAUUUAUUCCUAUAAUUGUUGUAGUUUGGAAACUGUAUCGUUUUUUCCCCAAAAUGAAGCUGUCAGAAAUAAUCUUCCUGGGGCCAGAGGUUGCCACUGGGAAAAUGCUCACAUAUUUUUAUUACAGUGACAAGAUGGAGAACUACUUUUCACCCUUACAAUUAUUUUUAGGAACACAAGUAGAACUGACACCCUGUGCACACUGUUAGAAGGUUUUUGUUGAGCCCAUCACAGCUGUUUAUGGUCUAAGAUUGGAGACUUCACACACUAAUGGCUGAUGAAGCAAACAGAGAAACCCUUUACCCUAUAGGGAGAAUAGCUCAAUGUCUUCAUCUGUUGAAUGUAUUUCAUUUAUUGUUCCUUCUCAAAGUUAACCUAAAUUUUAAUUUUUGUGAAGAAAGUUUGUUUGGACUGUGAAGUAACUGAAAGACUUUAGUGUGUUAAACAACCUAGGAGAAAAUAUAAGCACGCUUUAUAUCAAAUGUUCCAUAUGUUACUUUCAGAAAAUCCUUAUUAGCAACACCUCUCUCUGAGGCCAUUACAUGAACUGCAGUCUGCCUCCUGUUGUUUCCGCUCACACUCUGUAGGUGCAACUGAGCACCUGUGCAUUGGCCAAAACCGUAACAUGACAUACGACUGAACGUGAUUGAUCAUCAUUACUCUGAUGGGAAAUGGAAAAUAAAUGAUCCUAUGUAGAAUAAAAUUAAUAUAUGUAAUAUUCCUAUAUUUCAUUGGAACCAUUGGCUCCAUGAUACUAACUAGCUUGCUGUUUGCAAAUUAUUUUACCUGCUUUCCUUUCAGAGCUACCACCAGCAGAUCCAUGCAGCAUCGCUUCACAGAUAACUGGCUACGCUUAGUUCAGGUUACGAUUACUUGUUGGCCGCCCAGCUAGUUGUAACAUGCUACGUAGAUCUGGCAUUAGUUGCUUCAUAACGUUACCUGAUAAAAUAAUUUGCAAACCAGCCCCGGGAGUCUGUAUGAAUUAUACACUCAAGACAAAAUUUGGAAUGAUAGCUAGCUGCACUGAAUUUGACUACAUCACUCUUUAUCAGAUCACAGAUGACACAAGAAUUAGCGGUAACACUUAAAGGUAUCUACAUAAGGGUGACAUGACACCGUCAUAACUAUGACAUGACACUGUCAUGAACUUGUCAUAAAUAUUAUGUACAUGUCAUAAACGUUUAUGACUGCUGCCAUUAAGUGUCAUUCGGGUUUUGUAAUGACAAGUUGACAUUGUUUGGGUUGUCUUGAUUAUGACAACUUGACAUUAAUUAAAGUGACAUUACCAGAAGUUGUCUUUGUCAUGACAACUUGACAUUAAAUUUGUUUGGGAUGUCCUAAUUAUGACAACUUGACAAUAACCAGGAUGACAUUACCAGAGGAUGUCUUUGUCAUCUUGACAUUAAUAAAAAAAUGCACCUCUUUUUGUGUUUAUGACAAGUUGACAUAAUGAUUAUUAUAAUUAGAUGUCCAAGGUUACAGACCGGUUCUAACACUCGGUCAGAUAGAUGUCAUACGACACAAAACUGGCUGUCAUGACAUCAUUAUGACAGUGUAAUGAAUACAUUCUUUGACCUCAAGUAAAGUGGUACCAUUUUGAUUUGUCAUUAAGAUAUCAUGAAGGAUGAGAUUGGCUGUCAUGAAGAAUUUAUUCAUUACACUGUCAUAAUGGUGUCAUGACAGCCAGUUUUGUGUCGUAUACUGCUAGACAUCUAUCUGACCGAGUGUUAGAAUCGGUCUGUAACCUUGCACAUCUAAUUAUAAUAAUCAUUAUGUCAACUUGUCAUAAACACAAAAAGAGGUGCAUUUCUUGUUAAUGUCAAGUUGUUAUGACAAAUACAUCUUCUGGUAAUGUCAUCCUGGUUAAUGUCAAGUUGUCAUAAUAAGGACAUCCCAAAAACAAUUUAAUGUCAAAUUGUCAUAACAAAGACAUCUUCUGGUAAUGUCAUCCAGGUUGAUAUCAAGUUGUCAUGGCAAAAACAUCUUCUGGUAAUGUCAUCCUGGUUACUGUCAAGUUGUCAUGUUAAGGACAUCCCAAACAAAUUUAAUGUCAAGUUGUCAUGACAAAGACAACUUCUGGUAAUGUCACUUUGAUUAAUGUCAACUAACUGUCAUAAUCAAGACAACCCAAACAAUGUCAACUUGUCAUUACAAAAACCGAAUUUCACUUAAUGACAGCAGUCAUAAACGUUUAUGACAUGUACAUAAUGUUUAUGACAAGUUCAUGACAGGGUCAUGUCACUCUUAUGUAGAUACCUUCAAGUAAAGUGUUACCGAAUUAGCUAACACACCUUGUGGUCCUUACGCUUCUCCCCACCAUUGGAGUGCAGCUCCAAAGAUGGACCUUCAGUCUGUGGCUGUAGCAGCUCAAAUUCAGCCAGUGCAAGUGCUAAGUAAAGGUCUGUCUCCAGUCAGUCGCUACAAAAUGUGUAUAAUGGAAAGACAGCAUGUGUGGACUGUGGUGGGUGCAUGUCAUUUGUUGACAUUGGCAGACCUCAUUUCUAACCUUUAACUUAAACGGUAAGGAGGGAAUAGUGCAUUUGUUGGGAACUAUCUCAUUGUCUUUAGCACAGACACAGAUGCUUGGGUGGUAUCAAGGUAUUGAGGUAUACCAGGGUAUUUAGUAUUCCCAACAGUAUAAUUUUUAUUAGGGAUGCAUGAUAAUAUCAGCAUGUCAACAUCGAUAUUGGCCGAUAUUUGCCUUAAAAUGGCAAAUAAUGGUAAAUGGCAAUGGUAAAUCAGAAUCGACCAACACACUGAUAGUAUCAGUAUAUCAUCAGUAUUGGCCAAUAUUGGCUUUAAAAUGAACUAUCAGAAUCAGCCAACAUGCUUUUUCUUAUUUUGCACAAUGAAUGAAUAUUACAUACAUUGAGAAGAAUUGUAUUUGUCUCCAUCUGCUGGUGAGUAUGCAUGCAUAAUGUGACGUUAAUUCCACUACAGACGACACUUGAUGAUCACUAAAAUUAGGUUAAGAAAAAAGUGGAUAUAUCGAUACCAAUAUCAGUUAUUGGCCAAGUUGUUAUUUAUCGAACAUCAGCAAAAAAUCCAAUAUCGUGCAUCCCUAAUUUUUAUAUAAUCAAUAAUACAGACGAUUCUCUUUCUAUUAAAGUGGUACAGAGAUGCUGUACUAAGGCGAUGUAUUGUGCAAAGUACAUGCCACCAGAGGUCAGUCUCUACUGGUGGAACAAACAGCUGAUGAGAAAUAUGACAACUGUGAGUAGUGGGAAUAACGUAACAGGAGAAGUUAAAAGCUGGACAGCAACAUAUCGUCUAUUGCUAAUUGUUACGAUGAAGGUGGAUGUUUGGAAAACUUUAGAAGGCCUAGACAAUGCCAUACAUGCUACAAUAACUUCUACCACAAGCAUCUCAGCUUUAAGUUUUUAUUUUAACAAAAACUUUGUCAUAUAUUGCAUACACUGAUGAAAUGUCAGGAAGUUAGGAAAAAAUACAGAUACCGCCCAAGCCUUCUUAGUAGGAUAUAUAUUUAAUGUUGCUUGUUUCUGCAUAUUUGCUGAAGAAAUAUUUAAAACUGAUUAUUUAACUUGAUCCUGGUUAUGGAUGAUUAUAUUCAGUUGCACCAGUUAGCAUAGCUGCAGAAGGCUAAGACCAUAUGCAAAUAGUUAAAUAUGGUACAGUCAAAAUUCUGACUUCAGUAUCAUCUUCCUGGGAUUCUAACUUUGAAGACACUGUCUAAAUUGUGAUAAUAGUGCUCAUAGCAUCCCCAAAUCUCUAGAGCUGAUGUGACGUGUAUCAGCAUAGUAUGUCAUUUAUUAACAAAUGACAGUGUAGUCAUUUAGACACUGUGUUUUCAUUAGAGUUUGUCCACCAGACAACACUGGACUUGAUGUUUACACUGGAAAUGUCCCACUUAACUGAUAUACUGAUCACUAUUCUUCAAUAACUGAAAUGAAGGGAUUCUUAUCCAAAAUAUUCAUUUGUUUAUGGAAAAUAACGGCUCAGACUCUGCUGAUAUAUCAUUAUAAGGUUUCGAUAGCAUUAUGAGACUAUAAAGUCCACUUGUGGUAAAUCUCUGCUCUUGACACCUUCCAUUUGAUGUUCUUAACAGCAAAAUUUUCACAACAACCAUGUGGAGUUGAGAGGGAAUUUAGUAUGUCAGGUACACUAAAACAGAUUGAGGGUGUGCAACCUCAUUUUCAGCUCUCCUCAUGCAGUCAUGACAGUCGGUAUCGUCCACCAUACAUAUCUGAUAAACCCUUUUUACCCUGAACCAAAUGUUAAAGAACAAUGAUUUUGAUGUGAGGUGGUAGCAAUGUCAAUGGCUUCCUCUAUCUUCACUAUAACCUGUAUUUUAUGUUUGUGUACAUUUCUGUUUUGCACUGAAUUUCUGUGUGUGCCGGACCCUGUUACUGCAGAGCUGUCGGCUCUCUGCCUCUGUGAGUAUCAUAUGAUUUCACUUCAAAUGGAAGAGAUUGGAGUCUGAUUACAGAUGAUACUCUCUGAAAGAGAGUGGCCAAAUCCACCAUCAGACCCCCCUUUUUAAAUGUAAAUUGUAUUCUUGCUUUCUAAAAUGUGUAUAUGAUGUAAUUUAAAAUUUUGCCUUUUAAUUGGAAACAAUGGGAAAAUGCUGAAAGAUACAAAGCUGCACCAGAGUGGAUGUGCCUGAAUUUGUCCAGUAUGUUAAAGUCUGGGUUGAUAAGGCUGUGAUGUAAAUAAAAGCCAUACACUGCGUGUUGCCAAGUGAGCAGGAAAGCUGCUGUACAAACUCCUCCUUCAGAGAGAGGAUAUGCACUUUAUCAAUUUGCAACUUUUUUUUUUCCUUCAUUGAGGUCCUUUUUGCCCCCAAAAUCCACUUGAAACUCCAUGAAGUAGUAGUUUGGCUUUAGGAAGGUUAAAGUACCUGCAUGCCGUGGCUGUUGUAGUUUGUUGUGCAGUAAGGUGUUCAAAAGUAUGUAUGUCAAUAAUAAAGGUGACACCAUGCCCAAAAAAA